GCAGCAGAAGUAGAAGAAGCAGCAGAAGAAGAAGAAGAACGCUUAGGUCGGUGAGCGGUGAUUUGAAUUUCUGUUGGAUGUUAUUGUUGAUAGCGAUUGCCCCGCCAGUCAGUUCGGUUGUCAGCACUUGAUGAAACAUUGACUCAUCUUAAACUGUCAGACCUCAGCUGCAGUAUUUUUCUCUUGUGGUCCUGGGCUGUGUGUUGGAGGCGAUGCGUCAUGAUUCAUCUGCAAGUCGCCGAAAGGGCAAAACCCCUCAACGUCGCUCCCCGCUGCUGGCCCCAGGGACCUCUGGUUCGACACCCCGGCCCCCAAGACGAAGUGAAGUUUCAAAGGAGCCCCCUGUAACUCCCAGGAAGAGAAGGUUUCGACCAGGGACCAAAGCCUUAAUGGAGAUCCGCAAGUACCAGAAGAGCACAGAUCUUCUGCUUAGGAAAGGACCCUUCUCUCGCCUGGACAUCUGUUGCACGUCUGUCCGUCCUGGAAGAGGGAUCCCUCCUCAGUUGCUCUUCCUGAGGUUCGUGAAGUGUGCGAGAGUUUUUCCAGAGAAAGUCUCAGAUGGCAGGUCUACGCUCUACUGGCCCUGCAGGAGGCUGCAGAGGCGUUUCUCGUCAUGUUAUUCUCAGAUGCCAACCUGUGUGCCAUCCAUGCCAAGCGGGUCACAGUGUUCCCCCGUGACAUUCAGCUAGCCAGGAGAAUCCGUGGAGUGGAUAACCUGUAAAAACAACCCAGUACAGAGUGGACAAGCCAGCAACAUUCUUUCUUCUUCACUCUGUUCUGGUGCUAUGAUACUGCAUAGUUGGGAAUGUGGGUUUAAAUUUUCCUGGGAAAAGAAAUCAUAUGUGUUGGUAGAUCAUCAGAGGUUUUAUGAAAAGAUACCAAGUUCACUUUCAGGUCCUUUGUGUUUGCUUCAGGUCACCUUUACAAAUUGAAUAAGCAGAUGUAUCUUUUCAUACUUACUGACUAAUAUUAUAGAUCUGCUGUGUUUGUGUGAUAUCUGUGUUGUGUUAAUUUUGAUAUAUUUUUAAUGUGUACACAAUGUUACCCAUUCAAGAAAACUUGUUGAUAAAAAGCAAAUCUUUUUCUAUUACAUUCCUGAUGUCUUAAA
Molecule: messenger RNA, 1108 nt
Organism: Epinephelus moara (kelp grouper)
Lineage: Eukaryota; Metazoa; Chordata; Actinopteri; Perciformes; Serranidae
Exons: 6
Coding region: 213-689 (158 amino acids)
Cellular component (GO): nucleosome
Molecular function (GO): DNA binding; protein heterodimerization activity; structural constituent of chromatin
Source: RefSeq, a predicted model, not a curated record